UAUUGAAGAGAACCAAGACAAUUAAAGGUAUUAUUUUAUUUUUGAUCUUAGAAUGUGCAUAGUGAGGAUACUUUACAGUUCCAGUUCAUGUCCAAAUCCCGAUUUCUGUCACAUCCAGUAGUGCUCAUCAGUGUUCCCAUGGAUCACGUCUUCUCCUCAGUCUCAGGCUAUCCAAAACGGAGUGUCUGAGGUUAUGGAGGAGGAAAGCAACUUGAAGAAACGAAAAAGCGAUCAAGGCAACCAGGGCUCUGAAACUGGUCAGGAGGUGGUGGAGAAAGUAAAAAAGCGGCGGGGCCGCCCUCCUGCCGAGAAGCUGCCCCCCAACCCUCCCCAGCUCACAAAACAGAUGAACACCAUCGUAGACAUGGUCAUCAACUACAAGGACACGUUGGGCCGACAGAUCAGUAAAGGUUUCGUCCAGCUGCCGUCAAGAAAAGAGGUGCCAGAGUAUUACGAGCUCAUCCGCAAGCCAGUCGACUUCAGGAGGAUCAGGGAGAGAGUGCGUAAUCACAAAUACAGGUGCAUUGCAGACCUGGAAAAGGAUAUCAUGCAGAUGUGUCACAACGCUCAGACGUUUAAUCUGGAAGGAUCUCAGAUCUUUGAAGACUCCAUUGUUUUGAAAUCUGUUUUUGAGAGUGCAAGACAGCGAAUAGUGGAACUCAGUGAGGAAGACAAUGAUGCUGUUGGAAGCAGUGAAGCAAUUGGGGGCCAUCAUUUUAAUCUAGAGGAGACAACAAAUCCCAAGCUGGACAAAAAAAAGGAGAAAAAUAAAACCAAUCCUAGUAAUUCCAGCCCAAAGGAGAUGGUCACAAAUAGUGAUGAAGACAUUGGCCAAGAAUGUGAGAAUAACACAAGAGGACUAUUGAAUUAGACCCCAUGACAGCCUCAUAUAUUGUAUGCCAUUUUAAGAACAUUGUGUGGCCAUUUCAGUCCAAUUUUCCUUGAUGUUUCGCUCAAGGAUUUGCUCCGAAUGUGAUCUCUCAUUAUAUCGGUUGCUUUAAACACCUUUAUAAAAACCUUUGUAUUCUAAAAACAACAUUAGUAAUGCAGUGCUUUUGCAGUGAUACAUUUAAAAUUGGCAUUGUUUUCAUGCAUUUAUAUAAUGUAAAUAAAUCAUAAACCCAAAAUAGAUAAAAAA
Rhinichthys klamathensis goyatoka is the source of this 1138-nucleotide messenger RNA. Its product is annotated as probable global transcription activator SNF2L2. Gene Ontology annotation, molecular function: protein binding. Bases 194 to 871 code for a protein of 225 amino acids. Lineage: Eukaryota; Metazoa; Chordata; Actinopteri; Cypriniformes; Leuciscidae. Gene Ontology annotation, cellular component: RSC-type complex. The record is from RefSeq and is a predicted model, not a curated record. Gene Ontology annotation, biological process: chromatin remodeling. The transcript has 5 exons.